UUUUCCCCUGUGGCAUCGUCUGGCACUUCCUCCUCAGGGUCGCCCGAAUUUAUAGCGCCAGCCAACCCAGGACGGGGUCCAAGAUUGAUAGUCAUACUACUAAGAAAGCGAACUAGCUCCCUCGUCAUUGCCGAUGAUACUUCUGAGUCGUUAUCUUCUGAAUCCGCUCGUGGUAGCACAAAAAGAAACAACUCUUCCAAAUGUCUCCCAACAUGCCUCUCAAAGUUUGUCGCUGGCCGAAUUUCAUCCUGGCACAACGGACAGAUCGACUCAUUCUCUGGCCCGUAUUUUAACGAGUGUGUAUCUUCCAAAUGGUGA
Molecule: messenger RNA, 318 nt
Organism: Rasamsonia emersonii CBS 393.64
Lineage: Eukaryota; Fungi; Ascomycota; Eurotiomycetes; Eurotiales; Trichocomaceae
Exons: 1
Source: RefSeq, a predicted model, not a curated record